This is a messenger RNA of Eutrema salsugineum, 767 nucleotides long. RefSeq lists its product as uncharacterized. Lineage: Eukaryota; Viridiplantae; Streptophyta; Magnoliopsida; Brassicales; Brassicaceae. The transcript is spliced from 3 exons. The record is from RefSeq and is a predicted model, not a curated record. The coding region runs from base 105 to 644 and encodes 179 amino acids.
AUGGAAAUUUGCGAGUCGCCGUUUUCACUCUGCUCUGUCACUUUUUUAAGCUUUAGCUGAAAAUCUCUUUAGUCUUUAGACUCUUGAGAGAAUCUGAGACGAAUAUGGAGAAAGCUUUAACCAAAGUGACGAGCUUCAAAGUCGGAGGUUCAUGGAUCUCUAAGAAAGCCAAGGAAGAGCUCUCUAACAUCACCAAUGACCUCACUACAUUCUCUAGUACCGUUGAAGAGAAAGCGAAAUGGGUUUUCAACAAGCUUAAAGGAAAACCACUCAAAAGCUUACCAGAUCUUCUCAAAGAGUACAAUUUACCACCAGGUCUCUUCCCACAAAACAUAAUCUGCUACGAGUUCGACGAGACAAAGAACAAACUCACUGUCUUCUUCUCCUCACCAUGCGAAGUCACAUUCAAAGAUGGAUCAGAGAUAAGAUACGCCACGCGCGUGAAAGGGAUAUUGCUUAGAGGGAAAUUGAUGGGUGUAGAAGGAAUGAAGACAAAAGUGUUGGUUUGGGUUAAAGUCACAACAAUCUCAGUCGAGAGCUCAAAAUCCGACAAGCUCUGGUUCACCGCUGGUGUCAAGAAAUCUCGAUCUAAGAACGUUUACGACACUCCUCAUGACGCGAUCAAAGUCGUUGGAGAGUUCUAAGGUUUUUUUCUUCAACGGUUAUAUUAACAUAUUUGAUUCUUAAGUUUCAUUAUUGGUUAUUUGGGUUUCUGCAUCUUGGGAAGUGGUAUUACUGGUAUAUAUAUAACUCUCAUUUUGGUUGAA